Molecule: messenger RNA, 1946 nt
Organism: Struthio camelus australis
Lineage: Eukaryota; Metazoa; Chordata; Aves; Struthioniformes; Struthionidae
Source: RefSeq, a predicted model, not a curated record
CAUGCCUGCCCUGAAUCACAGCUCGUCCCAAAAUGUGCUCCCACACGCUCGACCUGCCCUUCCGAAAUGCCCAGGGUCAGCAGUAUUGGGCAUCUGUGCAGAGCGCCCAGCGCCCCUCUGAAAGCAGUGUGUCACCUGCCUGGAGCGUUGCGGUAAAUCGGUGGUGGGGAAAGGCUGAUCUCCCCUCUCCCGCUCCUGUGCGAGGCUUCGUGGUCUUUCCCACCGCAGACGGCCUCCUCCACGCGAGCCCUGACAGCACAGAACGGGCACCAGCACGGAGAGGGCAGGAGGGUCAGCGUGAGCGGCAGCUCUGGGUGUCCUGGUGUCCUCCCGCUUGCACUGCCGGCUCAUGGCUUUCUCUGCUCUUGCUUCCAGGCAGGUUUCGUGCUGAUAACUUGAACAAGCUGAAGAACCUUUGCAGCAAAACGAUCGGAGACAAAAUGAAGAAAAAAGAGCCGGUGGGAACUGAUGAGUCUAUACCAGAGAGCGUGCAGAACCUCGAUGAGCUCACGGCCGACAUCUUAGGGGGUCUCCAGGUAUCCCAGAUCAAGAAAGUCCGUGUCCUCAUUGACGAAGCCAUCCUCAAGUGUGACGCUGAGCGCGUGAGGCUGGAGGCGGAGCGCUUCGAGAGCCUCCGGGAGAUCGGGAACCUCCUCCACCCCUCGGUGCCCAUCAGCAAUGAUGAGGACGCGGACAACAAGGUAGAGCGGGUCUGGGGGGACUGCACAUGCAGGAAGAAGUAUUCCCACGUGGACCUGGUGGUGAUGGUGGACGGUUAUGAGGGAGAGAAGGGAGCCAUCGUCGCUGGAAGCCGGGGCUACUUCCUUAAGGGUCCGCUGGUGUUCCUGGAGCAGGCCCUGAUCCAGUACGCUCUGCAGACCCUCCGCGCCAAGGGCUACACUCCCGUCUACACCCCCUUCUUCAUGCGGAAGGAGGUGAUGCAGGAGGUGGCCCAGCUGAGCCAGUUCGACGAGGAGCUGUACAAGGUGAUCGGCAAGGGCAGCGAGAAGGCCGACGACAGCUCCGUCGACGAGAAGUAUCUCAUUGCUACCUCGGAGCAGCCCAUCGCGGCCCUGCACCGGGACGAGUGGCUGAAGCCGGAGGAUCUGCCCAUCAAGUACGCAGGGCUGUCGACCUGCUUCCGCCAGGAGGUCGGCUCGCACGGCCGGGACACCCGGGGCAUCUUCCGCGUGCACCAGUUUGAAAAGAUCGAGCAGUUCGUCUACGCCUCGCCACACGACAACAAGUCGUGGGAGAUGUUUGAUGAGAUGAUUGCCACGGCGGAGGACUUCUACCAAUCCCUGGGCAUCCCCUACCACAUUGUCAACAUCGUCUCGGGCUCCUUGAACCAUGCUGCCAGCAAGAAGCUGGACCUGGAGGCUUGGUUCCCCGGUUCGGGGGCUUUCCGCGAGCUCGUGUCCUGCUCCAACUGCACAGACUACCAGGCCCGCCGCUUGCGCAUCCGCUAUGGGCAGACCAAGAAGAUGAUGGACAAGGUGGAGUUUGUGCACAUGCUCAACGCCACGAUGUGCGCCACGACCCGGACCAUCUGCGCCAUCCUGGAGAACUACCAGACGGAGGAGGGCAUCCGCAUCCCAGAGAGGCUCCAGGACUUCAUGCCUCCAGAUCUCAGAGAGAUGAUCCCGUUUGUGAAGCCAGCCCCCAUCGACCAGGAGCUUUCCAAGAAGCAGAAAAAGCAGCAAGAGGGCGGCAAGAAGAAGUCGACAGGAGGAGAGCGGGUGCUGGAGGAGCAGAUGAAGAACAUGGGCGUGAACAGCGCCUAGCCCUGCUGUAUCCGGGGCCGCCUGGGACCCUGGGGGCCUCCUGAAUCAUCUCAGCUUUGUCACUGGCUCGCUGAGCCUCGGGCUGCACCCAUCAUCUUUGUUUCGGGGCCCUGUCGGUGUCGGGGGGCUGCCGGUUGCUGAGCCAGUGGCUCAGCAACGCUC